Molecule: messenger RNA, 1972 nt
Organism: Paramormyrops kingsleyae
Lineage: Eukaryota; Metazoa; Chordata; Actinopteri; Osteoglossiformes; Mormyridae
Source: RefSeq, a predicted model, not a curated record
GAACUGUGAUGUGUUUUACGGUUUUAUUACAUAUGUUUUUGUAUGUUACUUUAUGAUAAGGUAAAUAUCUAUCUCUAAUUGAUGUGUGUUUUCUGGUUUCAUUACACUAACUUAGCAACUUUGGAACUGUGAUGUGUGUUUUACGGUUUUAUUGCAUAUAUUUAUUUAUGUUACUUUAUGAUAAGGUAAGUAUCUAUCUAAUUGAUGUGUGUUUUCUGGUUUCAUUACACUAACUUAGCAACUUUGAAACUGAUGUGUGUUUUACGGUUUUAUUGCAUAUAUUUAUGUAUGUUAUUUUUAUGAUUUAUAGGUAAGUAUCUAUGUCUAAUUGCAUUUUUAUUUUUUCAUAGGACGCAACAUGGGUCGUAAAAAGGUGCCUUGCCCACUCUGUCAUGUAUCAUAUAUUAAUGUAACAGUACAUUUAAGGGAUGUACAUAAGGUUACAAGCAAUGAGGAGCGAAAGCUCCUCAUUUCUUGUAAGACGAGCCGGUUUUCUGGUCCACUAGACUGCAUGAUCCCUGGUUGUCCUUCAAAACAAUUGAUUCGGCUGGACAAGCACCUCCAACUGAAUCAUAAUAAGUGGUGAAGAGCUAAAGACCAUGGUUCAUCAAGCCAAAUGUGCUGCUGCAAAAACAGCAGUUUUAAAGCAUAGAGCAGAAUCAAAGGACAAAGAUAGCGAGAUAGCGCAAAUGAAGCAAAAUAUCGAGGAGCUUGAAAGCCGCCUUGCGGAACUUGAGGGGCAAAAUCAGGACACACCAGGCCCCAGUAAAGUAAUCCAUAAGGUCUUCUUUAAUGAUAAAGUACUUCCAGAUUAUCAGGAGAGCUUAUUUCAUGUCGGUGCCAACAAGAGAAAAGCUCAAAAUAUGAAGCAGGAAUUGGGUUACGUCAAGGGCUUCGUUCAGUUCAUGUGGGGCUCUUCGAGUGAUCCUGCACCUGCUCACCUGAAAUUUCUCAAUGAUCCAAGUAAAUUGAACAAUUGGGUGAAGGACUUGUCAGAAAAAUUUCAGGUCGCAACCUGCAAAAACUAUUUGAUUUCAAUUUGCAAGUUUCUCCAAUUUCUUAUUGAUAGAUGGCCAACAGCUGUCCGUCUUGGACAAAAAGUUUUACAGGGUCUCCUAAGGCAUUUAAAAAUGCAGAGAAAUGCCAUAUCAAAAGAAAUAGUAGGGCACCGGCAACGUGUUAAAGACCUUAAAGCAAAGAGGAUGCCUACCACAGAUGACCUACGCGAGCUGAUCACGGAGCUACGGGGCCGAAUUUCAGAAUCUCUUGCCCAAGAAGAUGCUGCAAGGUCAUCAUUGCUACAGCGGUGCUGCACAACUACCUGAAGCAGCGCUGCUGUCCUGAUCCUCCAAUGGAAGAUUACGAUGAAGCAGAUGUGGCAGUGGCUGAGGCAGCCAAUGGCCAACGAGGACUUGCACAUAGAGCUGCAUUCACAUUACAGCACUUCAGCUAGAUAAGAUGAAUUUCAAUAUGGAAGGUAUUUACUAUGGCUUAUUUUUCCUUGAUAAUGUUCUGUACAAGAUUAAAACAGUGUGCAGCAAAAUUUACCAAGUCACUUAAACAAUACUGGUUGAAAAUGUAAAAUAAAAUACUUUCACUCAUAAAUAUGUAAAUAACACAUUGUUUAUUAUUCUUUUUUUCCCACAUCUUUUACACACCAUGGCUUGUAAUCACAGCUGUCUCCUUACUGUAUCUUUUUUGUAUCAUACCUUUCUUACAACUUCAUAUCCAAUUAAACCUGUAGAAUUCUCAUUUUCAUUUCAUGCCUUCAUAAAUUAAAUUUUUUGCUCAUGAAAUUCUCUGGCUAACUUCAUGGAUGGUCAUCCUGCUUGCUCUAUUCUGAAAAGUGGUGGCAGCAUCAUUUCUCAGGGAUACUGGAGCAGAUGUGGAGGGCCCACACUCACUGUGCUCUGGCUCUUCCAGCCUGUUCAGAUCCCUCUGUUCUAUGGGGGAAAAAACACAGAAGCACAAA